AUGUAUUUCCAUUUCAACAGAGCUAUAUCAGCUUUAGAUGAGUGCAAGAAAAAGCUAACUGAUUUCACUACAAAGCCAAUACAGUUGACAUUUUCCGGAGUGGGACACUUUUCAAACCAGGUUGUGUAUGCCAAACUGGUAGAAGAUGAGCAUUACCACAGGCUGCUGACCUUGGCGGUGGAAGUACGGCAAGUUUUCUCUAGCAUGGGGGUUUGCAUGCCUGAUGUGAAAGACCUCCAUCCCCACCUCACCAUUGCAAAGACUUCCAAGGCACCUCACAGAAAGGGCAAGCAUUUCCCACGGAAAUUUGAUCCUUCUAGUUACAAGCCCCACCAGGAUGCUCACUUUGGCUGUCAGUAUGUGUUUGGUCUCCAGCUCCUCAGCAUGAAUAAACCGAAGGACAAAGAGCGGUAUUACCACUGUGAGAAAGAAAUGAGUUUUGAGCUCAACUGCACAGAGAAAACGGACCAUACUGUUUGCUGUUUCCCAAGGCGACCCAUCCAGCCACCUGAAGAUGGUGAGAAGCACCAUAAAAGGGACUCUAAUCCAAGCUCAUUAUCAUCCCUUGCUGUGUUUGUGACAUGUGCUGCUACUGCACUAAUACUUGCAGUGGCCAUAUCUCGCCUCAGACGCUGAUGUUGGAAGCAUUAAGCAUGUUGUGGUGUGUGAGAAUGAAAGAAGAAUAAAGCUGGAAAUGAUUUUAAGUAAAAAAGAUAAGACUAAUGUGUGAAUGCUGUAUACAUCUGUGAGAUAUUGCACAGACAAAGCAUUUCAGCCAUCACACUGAUUUGUUUAAAAAUCAUGUGAACGAUAUUGUUUUUAUCAUUAGUGAAAGGGAAAUGUUCUUUUUUUUAUUAGUGUUAGAAUGUUGUUAAUUUAUUUAUGGAUAUUGAGUAUAUGUACAUACAAUAGAUAUGUAUACAUGCUUUCUUAACCAGAUGGUUUAAAACUAGCCUGCAAGCGGUAACUUUGAAUGUGUAAUCCUGAGAGUCUCUUAUUAAAUACAGUUUCUUUCUCUCUCUCACUCACUCACACGUACAUGCACACGCACAUGCACACACAUAAACACAUACACACAGAAAGUUGAAAGGCAAGACUCAAGGAAGCCUCAAGUUGAUUUCUUGGGAAAGGUAAACUAUAUUUCUGAAAUAAUAGACAUCUGUUCACUACAUGUUUUCACCAGUUAUCAAUACCUGAUGCUCAAUAAUGCAUCAUAAAUGCUUUGCAUACAUAUGUUUGUGUGUGUGUGUGAGAGAGAGAAAGAGAGAAAUGCCAAGAUCAUCAAAUAUACAAUUGUUCAAAGUUAUCUAGGGUAAAAUGUUUGAGGAAUGAAGGAGAGGGAGAGGACAGUAAGAGCCUGAGGAAUGAACUAGGGAGGGGGGAAAGUGUACCCCCAUACAGUCUCCCAAUAAGGAGGACAAGGGAAGGACCACAGAGGGAGAAACUGUAACCUAGACUCUGCCAGUGAUAAUUCCUCAUAGUCUAGCUGACUUAUGUGACUGGUGGGAAGAGGGAUGGUGGGUGCAGCUAUAAAAUCUCUUGGGAUAUACAGUCUAAAAAAUAGAGCCAGAACAGAAUACAGGAUCACUCAACAGCAACUAACAAAUGAAGUUAUGACGCCAACAUUGGCAUCGCAGUAUAUUCCACUGUACUUCAUGACACUGAAAUUGGUGUUACCUUAUAAAACGGGUUAAAGGCAGGUAAGUCUCCUAGUUUUAUGGUCAAUAAUUUUUUUUUCUCUCUCUUUUUUUUUUAUAGAAAUUUGAAUUUUCUGGGUCAGUUUGAAUGUUGAUAUGCUUCUAACAUUCAGAUCUUGAAGAUGUUGUACCAAGAUGGUGUUUGGUAUGCUACUCAUAUAUUUUCUUAAUAUGGCAGGCAAUGUAAUUGCUCCAUUUUCAUAUAUAUGCUUCCAGACAUGUAUUUUGUUACAUGACUACUUUUUGUCUGUGGACAUUUGGAGGUGAGAACUUUAAGGAUAUAAAUAAUUGCUAUGAAAGUGCAGACCAGCUUUUAAAUGACUUUGAAAUGGAACAUUUAACUUGUUGUUGUACAUGUAUUACUUCUUGGUAUUCCCUUUAGGCUGCAAAACCUUUUCAGUGUUGCAUUACAAAGCAACAAUUUCAAGGGGUUCCUUUUCCAUGUUAAACCACACCUCCUCCUCUGUUGAUACCUAAAGCUUAAAAAGGGAAAAAGCAUCAUAGUUAUACUACAUACAUUUAAUCAAAAUCCACAAGUUUUAAGCUCAUUUUGCUGAGCCAAACUUCAAAAUAAUCUACCAAACAAGCAUUAAACUGCUUCUUUAUAUAAUUGGCUAUAAGGCAAGCAGCAAUAAUCAACCAGCCACAUAUUUGUGUAUGUAUUCACUAGCAAUAUAGGUAACAUUUCUUACAUGAAUUUUAGAUUUUACAUCAAAAAUGCUUAAUAGUUUUCACUUCUGCUGUAGUUUCUUUUUUGAAGCUUUGAAAAGGUAUAUGUAUAUGAUGUCUUGUUGAUACUAUGUUGUGAUAUUUGUGAAAAUUGUUAUGUUAAUGUAAGUAUGCUACUAGAGUGGAGUAUGGGAAAGUUGUCAUAAUUGUCAAGUGUGUGGCUCAUUUCCUGCUGUCAAUCCUUAUACUGGACUUUCCUUUAUUUUUUUUUUUUUUUCAUGCUUUUAUGCAGAGAAGCUUUCUUGGUUGAUGAUAAACAAAAAAUAACUGCAGUUGUGCAAAUUGAUACAUAUCCAUUGUAAUGGAUAAGUAUCCAUUACAAUGGAUACACACACACAAAAACACACAAACACACAAACACAAACACAAACACAAACACACACACAAACACACAUACAUACACACACAAACACACAUACAUACACACACAAACACACAUACAUACACACACAAACACACACACACAAACACACACACACAAACACACACAAACACACACAAACACACAUACAAACACACACAAACACACACAGAACACACACACACACGCACACACACAAACACACACACAAACACACACACAAACACACACACAAACACACACACAAACACACACACAAACACACACACAAACACACACACACACACACACACACACACACACACACACACACACACACACACACACACACACACACACACACACACACUCAUACAAACUGGAUUUCUUUUCAGUCCGUUGUGCCUUACAGAAAAUAAUUACCCCCCAGCCAGCCACUUUUGUAACACAGUAUAUUAACUUUAUUAUAAAAAAAGAAAAAAUCAUCCCCCCCCCAAAAAAAAAAAAAAAAAAUGUGUGUGCAUCCUUGCAUCUAGGCAUGCAUAUAAUGUAUGUGUGUGUGUGUGUGUGUGUGUGUGUGUGUGUGUGUGUGUGUGUGUGUGUGUAUGUGUGCGUAUGUGUGCACAGGCAUGUAUGCUUGUGUGUAUCAUCAUGGAGAAAUCUUAUUACAAACUGCAAACAUUUGAUGCAGAAGAGUGCGAAACCACACUUUAUGUGAAUUCAACUUUUUUGAAAACUUUAUGUGGCUUCUCUUAAUGAGAAAGUAGUAUACAUUCAUAAAUACUGGUUAUUUACGCUGAUCAAAUUACAGUUUUUAUUAUUUUGGUUCACAGUUAAUAGGUUAAUGAUUAUAUCCAGAUAUUUGCAUUACUUUUAUUAUGAGUAUGUGUGUAGAGAGCAAAACAUAGUAAUGAUAAAGUCAAGUAGACAGCUAUUUCUUUAGAAUAGUAUUUAUAUAUAUAAUGUUAAUUUAUUUAGUGAUACUCAUUACUUCCGAUAGUUCACACUUUCAUCCGUGUCAGAAACUGUGCUUUACUGACAUGAGAAAUAUAGCAAUACAAGUUUCACCAUUUCCUGCUAUGAAAUGUACAAAUGAAACCAGUGCAUCCAUCAGGGACAAUCUAUCAUAAACAAUAGUAUUUUAGCUGCUAUUUAUAUCUUUCUCACAGAUUUUUAUUUCCAUAAGUAUUGUUUGACUAGUUACCAUUUGUAUUUGGGUGAAAAAUAUGUAUUCAUCAUGAUCACCACAGAAUUUUGGCAAUAUGUUCAUGUGGUUUGCUGGUGAGAUAUGUACAUAUCUGUUUAACGGUUUUUGGGUUAAAACCUUAUCACACUGAACAGAUGUACUUUUUUCAUAUAUUUUUCAAGCAAAAUCAACUAACCUGGUUGUGCAUCUUGUGUGAUACAUAAAUGUUGUUUCAUUGUCAAUGAAAUAAGGAAUAUUAAAGCAGUUUACAUAGGAAGUAUAAAGCUUUUGUGAAAUCUUCAUAUCUUCGUUAUUUUGAUAACUGAUACAUCAGUAAAAAAAUGAGGCUAGUUCGGUAUUGCUCUGCUAGCAUGAAGAAAACUGUUGUAACUUUUAGGGAUGGAACACCAAAGAAAUGAUUCUUCUUUUUUCUUCUUUUUUUAUAAGCUGAAGUGUGAUAUACCAAUCAACCAGGAAUUGUGUGUUUCAGAAACAGUGCAAUAAAUAUGGUUACUAUAUAUAACUAAUGACAAUUUCAACCCAACACAUUAUUAAUACAACAGAGUUCUGGUGUACUAGACACAGUUGUUUGGGAUUCAUAGCACUUCAUAUUUUGUUUCAUGAAUCCUCAUGGCAUUUGCGCUGGUAAAUUGGUUCUAACAGUUUUUUUUUUUUUUUUUUUUUUUUUUUUUUUUUUUUUUUUUAAUGGAAUUAAUGCGAGGCAUUGUAAUUAACAGUGCAAAUCUUUUUUAUUUUUAUUUUUUUCACAGAAACAGAUUUAAAUCCAUAUUUCAGGUCAGUUACAAAUAAAAAAUACUGGCCAUUAACCACAUGCUGCCAGGUAAAAUGAAUAAAAAAUGGAGAAAAUGCUGUGCUCAUUUUUCAUAUUUUUGUGAAAUGUCUCUGUACAUGGAUGGCUCUGCUAGUGCUUAGCAACAAAGGAAUCAAUUGGUAGACCUUGUGACCUUACCUAAUUUCACCUUUCCUUGAAUUGGCAGUCCAUAUUUUUUACUUGUGCUAUGAAUACCAAUGGUGUUAUUUUUAUUAUAAACAGCAAAAUAAGAUAAUGUAAAAUAUUUUUGUAAAUCAAGGAGAAGGGUAAACAGGCGAGACAGUCAGUACUCGUAAUUGUCUCAUUGGUGACUUAGUACAAGUGUGGCCAUCUAUGUGUUAAAACAAUUAAGCAUGUAAACUCACAGUGGGCAUGGUAUUUACAUACAUGCCAUGCCCAUCGGCUCUGGGUUAACUGGUGGUGUUAUGCUGGCCAGCAUAAACCAUAGUUGAAUACUACUUUUGUUGCUAGUAAGUAAAGUAAAAUACUAUUAUUUCAUUGCUAUUAAGGUAAAGGUAAUUGAGGUACUUUCUUGUAUAUGAAAGUUAGUUCCUGCCAUUGCUAGUAUAGACAAUAUGUAUUUCAUGAUCAAGUACAAGUUAAUUAAAAAAUCUCAUUUUAUAGUAACAGGUACUUGAAUGAAAUUAUAAUUUUGCUAAUGAAAUAUAUCAUGAGAUUUAUUUUACACACUUGCUCAGUUAAAAUAUUCACAUUUUGCAAUAGAAUUGUUGUGUGCCAAGUAUUUGCCAUUACUAACUACAGUGGAGUAGAUCUCAGAAGGCAAGUACCAAGAACUGUAAACGGUCCUUCCUUUUAAUGCAAACCUUUCUAUUUAAGAAAUGAUUCAUAACUGUUAUGAUAACAAGUAUUUUUUCACAAGGUGACUUUUUUUUAAACUAAAAUAAAGAGAAAGAUAUCUAAAAUCUUUCUGCAUGAGUAUUUUCUAAAGGUAUUGUACUAUCCUUUUAUAUUGUUUAUAUAUAACUGGUAUAAUGAGUAAAACUGUUUUUGCAUUUUUAUAUUUGAUGUUAAAGGAAGAUGGCACAUACUGAAAAAUACAAUAAAACAUGAGAACAGAUA
This is a messenger RNA of Penaeus indicus, 5864 nucleotides long. Its product is annotated as A-kinase anchor protein 7-like. NCBI's taxonomy places the organism in Eukaryota, Metazoa, Arthropoda, Malacostraca, Decapoda, Penaeidae. The transcript has 4 exons. Gene Ontology annotation, molecular function: protein kinase A regulatory subunit binding. The record is from RefSeq and is a predicted model, not a curated record. Gene Ontology annotation, cellular component: cytosol. The coding region runs from base 1 to 636 and encodes 211 amino acids.